Messenger RNA from Brenthis ino (lesser marbled fritillary), 1890 nucleotides. Lineage: Eukaryota; Metazoa; Arthropoda; Insecta; Lepidoptera; Nymphalidae. The record is from the annotation of a GenBank genome assembly.
AUGUUUAUGGCUAAUUUGUUAAAUAUUAUUGCUAUAGAUCAUACAUUUGAUAAUGCGAAUAAAAUCGAAGGCGAGAACUUUACUGACUAUUUAGGACAAAAAUAUGGACAAAUUACUGAUUCGUCACAUAAUCUCGUCUGGUUUUUACAGAUCUCAGAUAUCCACCUAAGUAUAUUUCGAGACCCAGGAAGGAUAUCACAAUUUCAACAAUUUUGUGAUAGCACUGUGAAAACUAUAAAACCUUAUGUUGUAUUAGCUACUGGAGAUCUUACUGAUGCAAAAACAAAAGAUAAUCUCGGAAGUUCUCAAGUUAAAACAGAAUGGAUAUAUUAUUAUAACAUUAUAGAAGAGUCUGGAGUCACCAAAAAUACUACAUGGUUAGAUAUAAGAGGAAAUCAUGACAAUUUUAAUAUUAGAACAAUAAAUUCACCAGAAAAUUACUUCAAACACUAUUCUGUACAAGGAGGAGUUAAUCCUAAAUCUUAUGUUCAUAUUAUAGAUCAUAAUGGAGUCAAAAUUGCAUUUCUGGGUAUUGAUGCAUGCCCUGAGCCAGGUUUGCGACGACCUUUUAAUUUCAUUGGUAUUUUAGACAACCAAGAACAAGAAAAUAUAAGAAAAUUAAAAAUUGAAGCAGAGACUAAUGCUGAUCAUGUCAUUUGGUUUGGGCAUUACCCAACAUCAUGUAUACUAGCAUUAGCAAAUGACUCACGGAAAUUGGAUUUGCGAGAACUAAUUGGUAGUUUUGGAGGAUCUCAAGUGUAUGUGUGUGGCCAUUUACAUUCUAUGGGAGGACUUAUCAAAAGAAUGUAUACCAAACAUAAGAAAGGGUAUCUGGAGCUUGAAUUGGGUGAUUGGAAAGAUAAUAGAAUGUAUCGCUUGGCAGCCAUAGACCAUGGGUUAUUUUCCUUUGUGGACCAAAGACAUAAUACUUGGCCUAUAGUAUUGGUGACAAAUCCAAAACAUGCUAAAUUCACUUUACCUGGGCGGGAACCACUUCAGCUAAUACCUGAUUCAACACACAUUCGAAUAUUAGCAUUUAGUGAUGUGAAAAUAAAUAAUGUAAAGAUAUCUUUUGACAAAAUAAGUUGGCUAAAUUGUAAAAACAAAGAUGGACCUUUGUAUACUUGUUAUUGGUUACCACAUUUGUUUGAGAGUGGGUUACAUAUAUUGCAUGUAGUAGUGACUGAUGAAAUUGGCAGAGAGGCAGUUUUAGAACACCCAUUCUCAUUAGAUGGCACUAAAUUGUCAUUUGAAGUUAUACCAAGGAUAGUGCUCAUGUUGGAUGCUGGCAUGGUGUUUCAGGGAGUGUUUGGGACGCUGCUAUUAAUGCAUGUGCUAACAUUGGUAGUACUGAGGCUUCAUAAGAGGUCGCCUAGUCAUAGAAAAUAUGGUCAACUGAUAUUGAGAUUUUGGUUGUUGGCUAAAGUUGAUAGAAUAUUCUAUCCCCUUGUGCUGUAUGCUAUAUACAUACCGUUUGGACCUUGGGCGAUUGGAGAACUCAUUGAUGGUCAUAUUGGGGCCAUUUUUGCUUGGGGCAUACUGAUCAAAGGAGUAUUUCUACCCGAACCAUUCACAUAUAUGUAUGGCAGUGUGCAAUUGAUGUUCGUCCAAAUACCUCUAAUGUUUAUUUUAGCCAACUGCUUAGAAAUGAGACUGGCACAUUGUAAUCUAAAAGGCUUUAGAGGACUUCUUAGAAAUUUGCCAUUUAUUAUAUUACUUUCAAUACAGUCAUUAUUGGCUUACUUUUUCUGGCUGGAAUAUGGAACAUUAUCAUUUCUGUUGAGUCCAUUAAGAACAUGGAGUAUUGGUUUGAGUGUUACAUUGUGGUAUAAAAUAUUGACGCUGCCACAUGAAUAUGGGAGAUAUCUAGCCAGAUUGAGCAGAGUGGCG